Molecule: messenger RNA, 1063 nt
Organism: Neocloeon triangulifer
Lineage: Eukaryota; Metazoa; Arthropoda; Insecta; Ephemeroptera; Baetidae
Product: brachyurin-like
Exons: 7
Coding region: 27-1004 (325 amino acids)
Biological process (GO): proteolysis
Molecular function (GO): serine-type endopeptidase activity
Source: RefSeq, a predicted model, not a curated record
UGAAAAUUUAGUUUCCUUUGACAACCAUGGCAGUGAAGUUUGCUUAUUUUCUCCUACUAAUCAUAAUAUCCAUCCUGCGAUCUGAACAACAGACAUUGAGGGAACUGAAGAAAAGAAAUGUAGCAAAACCCAUAAGCCUGCAAACCAUUACCGAAGCUGAAAUUAAAGCUUACAUGGACAAUCCAGCUAACAAACCAAAACUGGACUUCAAGCCCACUGGAAGAUAUCCCCAGACAAAUCGUGCGGGCCUCAGUGAAUAUCAUCUCGCGCCGCAGAUCCUCGGUGGCACAAAUGCGUCGCAGAAACAGUUUCCGUGGGUCGCUUACAUGGCUUGUGACGACCGUUGGCUGUGCAGUGGUGCCGUCAUUUCUGCAGAUUGGAUUUUGACCGCUGGCAACUGCGUUUACGACAUCAAUGAGUUUGAAAUCUACGUUGGCGGGGUCGAUUUAGAUGUGGAGGAAAAAUUUGAGCAAAUCGUUUUCGCGGAUAAUUACUAUUUACACCCUAACUACAGUCAAAUCACUUUUGAAAAUGAUAUUGCCCUCAUCCCCGUCAACUUAACCUUCAACGACUACUAUUAUCCGUACAUUCGACCGAUUUGCCUACCAAAACUGUCUCAGACUUCAAAUACCUUUACAAAAGUGUCAGCCGUAAUUGCUGGCUACGGAAACCUGGCGGAUGAUUCUGCAACAGACGGUUCCAGGUUCAUGCAAUACGUCACUUUAAGAACAGUGAACAACGCCGUUUGUGUCGCUAACUUUGGAGUUAGCCAAUUUUAUUCUACUAAUAUUUGCACCAGCCCCCAUCCCACUAAGGCGCCUUGCCAUAAUGACGAAGGAGCUCCUUUGAUGUACAGAGACCCGGAAACCGGCAGAUACACGGUCAUCGGGAUAUAUUCCUUUGGAUCAAUUUAUUCGUGCGCUAAUCGUCCAGCAGCGUACACACGUGUCUCCAGCUUUCUGGGCUGGAUUUCUCAAGUGACGAACUUGGCAAUCAGACCGUGAAAUACAUCAUGCCGUUUUUUUUAAGUGAAAUAAAGUGCCUGGAUCGGCAAGAUUGAUAU